UUUUUUAAACCUUGUUUCCAUAGAGAAAAAGGUUAGAUUGAAUGUGUUAUCUUUUUCCAUUUCUACUUUCUCUAAAGAUUGGGUUGAAGAGUGGUAAGUAGUUGUUGAUGGGUAUUUGAUGUUCGAGAGAUGAGCUUUCUGGACAUUGUCGAUGUAUGCAGCGAUGAAGAAGAUGGAGAAGCUCAAGUGAAUUUUGUUAAACAGAAAAAUGAUCCCAUUUCGGAUAUGUUGCAACAUAGAGGGCACCCUAUGGCUGCAAAUAGCCAAUCACAAAAAUUUAAAGAGAAUGUCAAUGGAAGUGUAAAUGCUGGAUGCAGCCGUAGGACACUGGAUCAAGAUAAUCCGGUAGGUGAUGUGUUGGGAGCAACUUCUAUUCCGGUCGAAUGCUCUGCUCCAAUUUGCCGACAAUUUUGGAAGGCCGGGGACUAUGAAGUCGGGCAUGCCUCUAAAAUAUCACUUCCGAAUGGUAAAAAUCAUUUGCGUGUUCAUCCCAAAUUCCUCCAUUCGAAUGCUACUUCACAUAAGUGGGCUUUUGGUGCCAUCGCGGAGUUGCUAGACAAUGCAGUUGAUGAGAUACAAAAUGGGGCUACCUUUGUGAUUGUAGAUAAAAUCUCAAAUCCACGGAAUGGAAGUCCCGCUUUGCUGAUUCAAGACAAUGGUGGUGGAAUGGACCCAGCAUGCUUGCGGCGUUGCAUGAGCUUUGGGUUUUCUGAGAAAUCAAAAUCCAUGAUCGGAAAAUAUGGAAAUGGUUUCAAGACGAGCACCAUGCGACUCGGGGCGGAUGCAAUUGUUUUUUGUUGCUGCAUGAGAGGAAGGAUGUUGACUCAAAGUGUUGGUCUACUUUCUUAUACCUUUCUGAUGUUAACAGGCCAUGCCGAUAUAGUCAUUCCCAUGGUUGACUACGAGUUUGAUCCAUCAACCGGUGUACUCAAAACCAUACUAUUCCCUGAUGAAGAACACUUCUAUAUGAAUUUGUCUACACUCUUGCAGUGGUCUCCUUACGCAACAGAAGCCGAAUUGUUGAAGCAAUUUGAUGACAUAGGUCAUCAUGGCACGAAGGUUAUUGUUUUCAAUCUAUGGUCAAAUGAUGAUGGGGAUAUGGAGCUUGAUUUCGAAUCGGACAAGGAGGAUAUUGAAAUCACUGGAGCUCUGCAUUUUCAUAAGAGUGCACUAACCCAAGACCAUAUUGCAAAUCGAUUUCGUCAUUCUCUUAGAGCGUACUUAUCCAUCUUAUAUCUGCGGACGGCGAAAAAUUUCAGAAUAAUUUUGCGUGGACAAGUUGUGGAGCAUCAUAAUAUUGCUGAUGAUCUCAAAUAUAUAGAAUACAUCUUGUAUAAACCUCAAGCUGGAGGAAACAUGGAGGUGUUUGUUGUCACCACAAUAGGAUUUCUAAAGGAGGCUCCAAAGGUUGACAUCCAUGGUUUCAGCAUCUACCACAAGAACCGCCUUAUAUUGCCCUUUUGGCGAGUUGUUCAAUCGAACAAUGGCAUUGGCAGGGGAGUUGUUGGCGUGUUGGAGGCGAAUUUUGUUGAGCCUACACACGAUAAGCAAGAUUUUGAGUGGACUUCUCUUUUUCAAAAACUUAAAAUCCGUUUGAGGGAAAUGACAGUGGAAUAUUGGGAUCUUCAUUGUGGAUUGAUUGGUUAUCGGCAUAAAAGUCGGCGUUCGGUUCCUUCUCCUGGCACCUUACGGCCAGUUGUGGUGAACCACAAUUCCCCUACUAACUAUAUUCAAGGAGCACCCAUGCCCUCUUCUUCAGUAGUGGUGAAUACUUUACAUGCCACAAAUUUUCCCAACUCCCUCUUCAUGCCUGAGGUUGAGAUGCACUCACCACAGGGGCUAUCCUUUGGCCAUGAUCAUACUGGCUCUCAAUCAGUGCAAAGACCGGUGGUGACUGCAUUGCACAUCCCAAAUGUCUGGAAUGCUGCCACCAUGUCCCCAACAGCUCCAUGUACACCAGGCCAUUCCUCCGGUAGCAGUCAGACUGGCUCUCAGUGGGAAUCCUAUUCAAGGAGGAAACAACCCAGUCAUGUGGAAGCAUCUGGAUCGAUGAAAAGGCGGGCAACUGCUUGUCUCAGCAAUCAUGAUCAUGAGGAAACGGUUGGGAGUAGUGAUGAGGCUCUCCUUAUAAUGCAACAAAAUGAGAAGCUUCGUGCACUGUGCAUAGAGUACGAGAAGACUGAGGAAGAGCUACAGCUCAAGGUCCAAUGGCUUAAAAAUGAGCUGCAAGAGGUGAACCUCAAGUAUGAGAGGCUGUUGACAGCAAUGAAGUAGAUGAAUGCAUUUGAUGGGAGAGCAACUGUAAAUAUGUAUUCUGUUCUCUUUUGUUUCUCCUUUUUGUCCAUCUUCCACCCAUUUUUUUCUUUUUAAAUUUGGUUUUUGAUUGUUCAUUCAUAGCUACUGUAUCAUAGUGAGGCCACCGUUUGAGAUAAGGUCAUGUGGCCAUUUAGAAAUGGGUCCCAUGCUACCCAAUUUAGCUUAAUUUGUAGGAAUUGGAAGUAAACAUAGGUAGAAAACAUAAAGACAUCACAGCAAUCAGUAUAUACAAAUACAAUAUACCAAUUUACGGUAUUUCUCUA
Messenger RNA from Magnolia sinica, 2579 nucleotides. Its product is annotated as protein MICRORCHIDIA 6-like. The transcript is spliced from 21 exons. Gene Ontology annotation, cellular component: nucleus. The coding region runs from base 130 to 2274 and encodes 714 amino acids. Gene Ontology annotation, molecular function: ATP hydrolysis activity. The record is from RefSeq and is a predicted model, not a curated record. Lineage: Eukaryota; Viridiplantae; Streptophyta; Magnoliopsida; Magnoliales; Magnoliaceae.